AUGGAAAAUUUUGUAUUAUAUGAUGAAAUUGAAAAGACUGCUGAACAAGUUAUUUACAAGGCUAGGCGUAAGGGGACUAUCAAAUAUCUAGCCGUUGCUUGCGCUGAAAAGCAUAGGAGACCGUUGAUAUCUAAUCAUGUGAGAAUAUCUCAUGAGCUCAAGCACAAAAACGUUCUUCAGUUCUAUGAAUGGUAUGAAACCAGCAAUCACCUUUGGCUUGUUAUGGAGUUGUGUACAGGUGGUAGCCUCGAGCAAGUAAUUAGGGAGGAUCAACUUCUUAGUGAAAAUGUAAUCAGAAAAUUUGGGGCAGAUAUUAUUCGUGGUUUGCGGCAUGUUCACUCAAGAGGUGUUGUAUUUAACCGGCUACUGCCUUCUCGUUUCCUACUAGAUGGCAGUGGGACAGUCAAGUUGUUUGACUUUUCUUUGGCACAUGCAGAAGAUGAAAUUUUGGAUGACCUGCUGAUUCGAUUUUGUGAAGAGGACUACAGUCAGGGUGACAUUCUCCGUGACCUAAACGUUCAUUCGGGGUAUGAUUCACCUGAGACCAUAUCUCAGGAUUCCAACUCGAAAUUAUCAGACUACUGGGGGCUUGGAUGCCUGUUCUAUAAUAUGUUCUUUGGACGACCUCCGUUCACCGGUUCAUCACAGGAGGAGCUGGAUCGGAAGAUCCUAAAUCAGGAACCAGAUUUUUCAAGUCCUGAUGUUAGCAUUCCACCAUCUGCGCUCUUCCGAUCCCUUUUAUGUUCACUGUUGACGAAAUCUGUUACGAAGAGAAUAAAUGAAAAUGAUCUUAUCAGGCAUCCAUUUUGGCACCAACGUAUAUCUAGUAUGGAAUCCGUCAGUCCAUCUGAGGACGCAAAAGUCAUCACUAAGACUUCUACUGAUGUAAAAGAUGACAAGUCAAAGUUGCAUGUUAAUGGAAAGGUAGAUUCCACAAAUAUUACUUCCUUUCCAUCGAAAAAUAGUGAUGAAGCACCUCAAUUAUCACAUUUCAAUGAAAAAUUAUUGAAUAUUGCAACAGAAGAAAAUGAAAAGCCUCAGUCAUUUGAUUCAGCUAUUUCUAAUUCAGACGCUUCAACAUCUUCAGUUCCACCGAUGAGUGAAAGUGAACAUACACUGAAUGUUGUUGCAAAUACUCCUAUUAAUGGUUGCACUAGUCAUGAUCAACAUCGUCAUCAAUCUAAUAACCCUGAUGAUAAUUUACAAUGCUCAAAAUUGGAUCAACAGCAUAUCACAAUUUCAAAUGAUCAAUCACUUGUAAAUAACUCAAACAAUACAGAUAAAUCCAAAGCGAAGAAAAAUCAAUUAUAUUCUAAUGAUAGAAUGGUUCAGAGUGAAUAUCAUACUACUACAUCAACUCUGUCUCAAGCACAAGAAGAAAUUUCCAGAAAUAUUUUCAAUUUAACAAGAACAACAUCAAUUGUAAAUAAUGAUGAGAAAGGUUAUACAUUUAAUUUGAAUUCCCUAGAAUUGUCAACAUUUAAAUCGCUUCAGUUAAGAUCAAAUCUUGCUCUUAUCUAUCCAUGGGGUGAUGACUCUUCGAAUUUCCCUCGUGAAAUGAAAUCAGUUUCUCAACUAUGGACUGCAUUCACCAAUAGUAAUCAUUCUUUUACUGAUUCAGACCAAAAGAAAAGUGUUAAUGGUUGUGUUAUGAAUCAGAAUUAUCAGAGUGGUUGGAAACCUAAGCCAUUAUGCGAUUAUUUGCGUUGGUCUCGAGUUAUGCCGCCUACUAAAGUGGAAGGACUAACACGGUUGUAUAAUCCAGUCGCAUUGCGUGGAGUCUCAGCAGAAGAGCUUGAUCAACAUAUUUGUGAAGUCGUAAAUUUAUUCCGUACACGAAGUUCAGAAACUAGUGAAACUACAUCGAAUCGUUUUUCAAUUGUUCGGUCAUCUCCUAAUCGAUCAGUAAUUAAAAACUACCGUACUAAUUUAUUGGCUUACUUGAUAUGGUUAAUGGCUGCUUCAAAUUCGAACAGUAGUAAACGUCGUUUGUCUGUUGCUGGUACAGAUAUGCAUUCUCAUCUGACUGGUGUUCACAUGGUACCGGAUUUACUGAUUGAGUUAACAAAACAAUUAAGAUCUGGUGCAACCUUGCCGAAUGAUAUACGGACAGGACUAUGUCGUUUGUGCAGUUUAAUGUCAUUUCGUGUUGCUUCAUUUCUAGUUCUACUGCAUAGUAAUGUGUUAGAUGCAGAUUCUUUGAAUUUGAUCUCAAACAGCACAGGGACUUUGUUCUCAAAUUGUCUUGCUGUUCUGAUAG
Messenger RNA from Heterobilharzia americana, 2260 nucleotides. The record is from the annotation of a GenBank genome assembly. Lineage: Eukaryota; Metazoa; Platyhelminthes; Trematoda; Strigeidida; Schistosomatidae.